AUGUCCUCCUGGUACCAUGACCAGCGCCGCCUGUGUGGGUGCUAUGUCCCCGUUCAGAAGCCCGGAACCGAAAGAAAGUAUCUUCCUCAAAUUGAAUUGUCCUCACACACAAAAAUUCUGGCAACAACUUCGCGCACCACCUUGAAACAGAGCUUCGUCAACAACGGAGACCACAGUCUUGAUCAAGUCCAUUACACCUUCCCACUCUAUGACGGAGUCAGUGUGGUUGGCUUUAAAUGCACUAUUGGCGCAAAGACCAUCGUCGGUGCUGUCAAAGAGCGACAACAGGCGAAAGCAGAGUACCAGGCAGCGGUUGCGCAGGGCGAAGCAGCUGCUCUGCUCGAGCAGCUGCCCGAAGCCUCUGACGUCUUCACCACGUCAAUCGGUAAUGUUCCUGCUGCAGAGAAGGUCCAUGUCGAACUGGUAUACCUCGGUGAACUCAAACGCGAUGCGGAAACCGAUGGCUCACGCUUCACUAUUCCAACCAUCGUGGCGCCUCGCUAUGGGCCACUAUCGAGCGACUCUGCUGCCGCCGUCCAGAGCGCCGCGAUUGGCAAAGGCCGUAUCUCCAUAUGCGUCGAUGUGACGCUUGAAGAAGGUUUGAUCGUGCGCGGCCUACAGUCCCCAAGUCAUCCAAUCGCAGUUACCAUGGGGCGUACAUCUAUCAUGGCCGAGGACUCGUUCAACAACAAUCACGCUUCGGCUACGCUAACUCUCGGUACUACCGAACUCGAGAAAGAUUUCAUUCUCGUUGUCCUUGCUGAAGGCACUGACACUCCUCGUGCCUUGCUCGAGACUCACUCUACAAUCCCCAACCAACGCGCACUCAUGGCCACGCUGGUUCCAAAAUUCAAUCUUCCCAACAUCUCCCCUGAGAUUGUGUUCAUUGUGGAUAGAAGUGGGAGUAUGCAUGGGAAGAUCGGACUCCUGGUUGCCGCCAUGAAGGUUUUUUUGAAAUCGCUCCCAGUGGGUGUGAAAUUCAACAUCUGUUCCUUUGGAACGCGGCACUCCUUCCUCUUCAAGAGAAGUAAAACAUACGAUCAGUCAAGUCUCAAGGAUGCUCUCAAGCACCUAGAGACAUUCGCAGCAGACUAUGGCGGCACGGAAAUGCUCCAACCAGUGAAGGCGACGGUUGAGAACCGCUACAAAGACCUCUCCCUCGAAGUCAUGCUUCUCACCGAUGGUGAAAUCUGGAAUCAAGAUGACGUGUUCGCGUUCGUGAAGCAGACGCCCAACGCCCGCUUCUUCACACUAGGUAUCGGUGAUGGCGCUUCGUCUGCACUUGUGGAGGGGGUCGCCCGCGCCGGCAAUGGUUUCGCCCAGUUUGUCGGCACAGAUGAAAAGCUGGACAAUCGGGUGGUUCGCAUGUUGAAGGGCGCCCUUACCCCCCAUAUCACUGACUACACACUCGAGGUCCAAUUUGGGGAGGACGUGGAGGAUUUCAAAGAUGAAGACUUCGAGAUGGUUGACCCAGAGGACAAAGAAGCUGAAGAUGAUGUCGUGCCUGAUCUGAAGAAGCCAGAGGGGAGGACACCUAUUUCCCUCUUCAAUGCCAAUGCGACCGAAGAACCAACCAACCCUCCUGUAGGUCGCUAUGAAAGCUUGCCAACUAUCUCAGUGCCAAGAAUCCUCCAGGCACCCCAUAAGAUUCCGCCACUAUUUCGGUUCAAUCGCACCACUGUCUACCUCCUUUUCAGUCCCGAAGCGACCCGCAAAGUACCCAAAUCAGUUGUGCUUCGCGGCACCAGUGCGCAUGGUCCUCUCGAACUAAAAGUUCCUGUUCAAGAUAUCGGCAUGGGCGAAACAAUUCAUCAACUGGCGGCCAAGAAGGCAAUCCUCGAACUCGAAGAGGGCCGUGGCUGGAUUACCGAAGCACGAAGUUCUGGGGGGCAACUUCUCGAGUCUGUCCACGAAGGAAAAUGGGAUCUCAUUGUCGAACGAGAAGCUGUCCGCUUGGGUGUCCUUUUCCAAGUCGGGGGGAAAUGGUGCUCAUUCGUGGCUGUUGAUAACCAUGGCCAGCGAAUUGAUGAGAGGGUCUCCAUGGGGUCGGCGCCUUCUGUGCAGACGAAGGGGUUAACAGGUCGCGUAUCGCUCUAUGCAGCGCCCGGUGGAUCCUUCGCUGGAGGGGGGUUUGCUUGUAGAGCGGGUGCGACUAGCCCACGGGCCGACGGCCAAAUUUUGCGCCCGUCGGCUGUCGCCGCCGCCGCACCCCCGCCAGCUGCCAGGGCACCGCACCGGGGGGGCCUCUUCGGAAGCGUCGCUUCUACACCAGCCACCACUACAAAGAAGACGAGGGCCCGAUCUCUUAGAAUGGGAUUUGGGUUUGGCUCAACACGCAAUGAAGAAGAUAUUGCAGGUGAGGCUGGCGAGCACGCGGCACCGGUUGACCUGACGACGCUCAGUAACACGGAAAAGAUGCACCAGAUUAUAGGUUUGGAGGAGUUUGACGGGUCGUGGCUCCGUUCAAAGAAUCUUCUCGCCCUCCUUGGGGUUACUGAAGAGCAAUUUACCAGCGUUGACAUCUUCACUGAAAAAGGCGAGGAUGCUAUCAAAGCCACAGUGCUGGCAGUUGCUUGGUUGAAGGUCAAGGUUUUGCCAGAGAAAGACGUCUGGGAGAUGGUGGCUGACAAGGCGAUGGGAUGGUUAGCGACCAGACUUGGAGGUGAGGGAAAUGCGAAUAAGGCUGUUGAACAGGCCAAGGAAUUGUUUUGA
Messenger RNA from Cladophialophora bantiana CBS 173.52, 2712 nucleotides. RefSeq lists its product as uncharacterized. The transcript has a single exon. The record is from RefSeq and is a predicted model, not a curated record. NCBI's taxonomy places the organism in Eukaryota, Fungi, Ascomycota, Eurotiomycetes, Chaetothyriales, Herpotrichiellaceae. Bases 1 to 2712 code for a protein of 903 amino acids.